GGCAGUCAAGUUACUGUUUAUGCUCUAGUUGAGUUGAUUGUGGAGCGUGCAGCUGAAUUUUGGGCAUCCCAACCAGCCUCAUCUAGUUGUAAAAUGAAACAACCUCUUCUAAUAGCAUGGGACCCCCCUCCACCUGAAUGGAUUAAGCUUAAUACAGAUGGGUCAGUGAUAGGGAAUCCGGGGUUAGGUGGCUGUGGAGGAGUUUUUCGAGAUUCGCAAGGUCAAUGGGUUCUUGGAUUUACUCGAAAUAUUGGAUUCACCACUGCACUUGCUGCUGAAUUAUGGGCCAUCAGAGAUGGACUCCAGUUGGCUUUCAAUUUGCACUUCAAUCAUAUUAUUAUUGAAACUGACUGUUAUGUUGCUUUCCAGUUAAUCUCUACUGCCCCUAAUCCUCACCACCCUCUCGGUACCCUUAUUCUUGAUUGCAGGGCCCUUCUAAACAAGAUUCCCUAUGCUCGUUUAAGGCAUAUUUUCAGGGAGAGUAAUAUGGUUGCUGAUACCAUGGCCAAGAGGGGUGCGCAGUCUUCAUCGAAUUUUACUAUUCUGUAUAACUGUCCUACAGAUGUCGAAUUGCUUUGUUUAGCUGAUGUUGUUGGGAUUGGCUACCCCAGAACCUGAUUUUGUGUGUUUAAUGAUAUUUCCUUUAUUACCAAAAAAAAAAAAAAAAGUUUCUGAGGGACUCUCAUCAAUAAAUUCAGUGGAGGGAU
This is a messenger RNA of Rubroshorea leprosula, 707 nucleotides long. The record is from the annotation of a GenBank genome assembly. Lineage: Eukaryota; Viridiplantae; Streptophyta; Magnoliopsida; Malvales; Dipterocarpaceae.